Messenger RNA from Plasmodium cynomolgi strain B, 468 nucleotides. RefSeq names its product rhomboid family protein. Gene Ontology annotation, cellular component: membrane. Lineage: Eukaryota; Apicomplexa; Aconoidasida; Haemosporida; Plasmodiidae. Gene Ontology annotation, molecular function: serine-type endopeptidase activity. The transcript has 6 exons. The record is from RefSeq and is a predicted model, not a curated record. Bases 19 to 468 code for a protein of 149 amino acids.
AUUAAUGCCUACUACUUCAUGAACAUAGGGAUCAUCGUCGAGAAGAGCUACGGGAAGGCACAAUACAUGGCGAUAAUGCUUCUAAGUGCUCUAUGUGGGAACUUCCUCCUCUGUGCUACUUCCAAUUGCGGAGAGAUCCACAUGGGAAUCAGCACCAUUCUGUCCGGAUUCAUGGGCCUCUUUCUGCAGGAAAUUGUUGAGCGGUACAAAAAUCUGAAGGACAGAUGGAGCGUUAUUGGGAACUACGUAUUUUCAGUGCUGUCCCUUUAUCUGACCAUAUCGAUGUUUCCCUUUAAUGGAAACAUCGUGGGAAACCUGGGGGGAAUUUUCGGUGGCUUCUGCUAUCCGUACCUCACUAAAAAGGACACCUUCCACGGGCAGGAGAAGAAAGUGAAACUUACCCUCGUCGUUUUGAUGAUUCUACUCCUGAGUUCAACUCUGAUCAGUUUGAUCGUGGCCAAGUGUUAG